AUGGCUGGUGGUAAGAAGAAGAAGGAAGUGAAGAAGGAGACCGGCUUGGGGCUCUCUUUUAAGAAGGAUGAAAAUUUUGGAGAGUGGUAUUCAGAGGUGGUUGUCCAUGGUGAGAUGAUCGAGUACUACGAUAUUUCUGGCUGUUAUAUUUUGAGGCCAUGGUCUAUGGGUAUAUGGGAAAUCAUGCAAGUAUUCUUUGAUGCAGAGAUCAAGAAGAUGAAAAUAAAAAACUGCUAUUUCCCUCUUUUUGUAUCAUCUAGUGUUUUAGAAAAAGAGAAGGAUCACAUUGAGGGCUUUGCUCCUGAGGUUGCGUGGGUCACAAAAUCUGGGAAAUCUGACUUGGAAAUUCCAAUUGCCAUUCGUCCCACUAGUGAAACUGUGAUGUAUCCGUACUUCUCCAAGUGGAUAAGAGGACACCGUGAUCUGCCUCUGAAACUCAACCAGUGGUGUAAUGUUGUUCGUUGGGAGUUCAGCAAUCCUACUCCAUUUAUCAGGAGCCGUGAGUUCCUUUGGCAAGAAGGGCAUACUGCUUUUGCAACAAAGGAGGAAGCAGAUGAAGAGGUCCUUCAAGUAUUGGAGCUGUACAGACGCAUUUAUGAAGAAUUUUUGGCAAUCCCUGUCAUAAAGGGCAAAAAAAGUGAGAUGGAGAAGUUUGCUGGUGGGCUUUACACAACUAGUGUCGAGGCAUUUAUUCCUAACACUGGACGUGGUGUACAAGGUGCAACUUCACAUUGCUUAGGACAGAACUUUGCAAAAAUGUUUGAGAUUAACUUCGAAAAUGAGAAGGGUGAGAAGGGUAUGGUCUGGCAGAACUCUUGGGCUUACAGUACUCGGACGAUUGGAGUGAUGGUAAUGGUUCAUGGAGAUGAUAAAGGAUUGGUUCUGCCACCUAAAGUGGCAUCAGUUCAAGUUGUGGUGGUUCCUGUACCUUACAAGGAUGCUGAUACUCAAGGAAUUCUUGAUGCUUGUACUGCGACUGUGGAGACCUUGUCUGAGGCCGGUAUCCGUGCCGAGAGUGACCUUAGAGAUAAUUACUCGCCUGGAUGGAAGUACUCGCAAUGGGAAAUGAAGGGUGUUCCUCUUAGGAUUGAGAUAGGGCCAAAGGACCUGGCAAAUAAUCAGGUCCGUUGUGUUCGUCGUGACAAUGGUUCAAAAUCAGAUAUAAAGAGGGACAAUUUGGUUGAGCAAGUUAAGACCUUGCUGGAUAACAUUCAGCAGAGCCUGCUCGAUGCUGCUAAACAAAAGAGGGAUGCCUCUGUUCAAGUUGUGAAGACGUGGGAUGAAUUCAAAGAUGCUCUCGUCCAAAAGAAAAUGAUCUUAGCUCCUUGGUGUGAUGAGGAGGAAGUGGAAAAGGAUGUUAAAGAGCGGACAAGGGGCGAAAUGGGGGCAGCUAAGAGUCUUUGUUCCCCACUCGAGCAGCCAGAACUCCCUGAAGGGACUAUAUGCUUUGCCUCAGGUAAGCCGGCGAAGAAGUGGACUUAUUGGGGCAGGAGUUACUAG
Molecule: messenger RNA, 1500 nt
Organism: Linum trigynum
Lineage: Eukaryota; Viridiplantae; Streptophyta; Magnoliopsida; Malpighiales; Linaceae
Source: the annotation of a GenBank genome assembly